CGGGCCGCCGCUGAGCGCGAGACGCGGAGGGAGCCGAGGAGGAGCCGGAGGAGCCGGAGGAGGAGGAGGAGGACGACGACGACGAGGAGGAGGAGGAGAAGGGCCGGCGCCAUGGCGGAGCAGACCUACUCCUGGGCUUAUUCCCUUGUGGAUUCCAGUCAAGUAUCCACGUUCCUAAUUUCCAUUCUUCUCAUUGUUUACGGCAGCUUCAGGUCUCUGAACAUGGACUUUGAGAACCAAGACAAGGAAAAGGACAGCAGCAACUCGGCUGGACCCUUCAAUGGCGGGAGCACCAAUAACAGUAUCCAGACCAUUGAUUCGACACAGGCGCUUUUCCUGCCCAUUGGGGCAUCUGUCUCUCUCCUGGUUAUGUUCUUCUUCUUUGACUCGGUUCAGGUGGUUUUUACAAUAUGCACAGCAGUCCUUGCAACCAUAGCCUUUGCUUUCCUCCUGCUCCCAAUGUGCCAGUAUUUAACACGACCUUGUUCACCUCAAAACAAGAUUUCCUUUGGAUGCUGUGGGCGUUUCACUGCUGCAGAGCUGCUCUCUUUCUCGCUCUCUGUGAUGCUCGUCCUUAUCUGGGUCUUAACUGGGCACUGGCUUCUCAUGGAUGCUCUGGCCAUGGGCCUCUGUGUGGCAAUGAUUGCCUUCGUCCGGCUGCCGAGCCUUAAGGUCUCCUGCCUGCUGCUAUCAGGGCUAUUAAUUUAUGAUGUCUUUUGGGUCUUCUUCUCGGCCUACAUCUUCAACAGCAACGUCAUGGUGAAAGUGGCCACGCAGCCGGCAGACAACCCCCUGGACGUUUUAUCUCGGAAGCUUCACCUGGGGCCGAGCGUUGGCCGAGACGUCCCCCGCUUGUCGCUGCCUGGCAAACUUGUAUUUCCAAGUUCUACGGGCAGCCAUUUCUCCAUGCUGGGGAUCGGAGAUAUUGUGAUGCCAGGCCUCCUGCUUUGCUUUGUUCUGCGUUACGACAACUACAAAAAACAAGCGAACGGAGAUUCCUGUGGCACAGCAGGACCCGGGAACAUUUCUGGCCGGAUGCAAAAAGUCUCCUAUUUCCAUUGCACUCUCAUCGGAUACUUUGUAGGGCUCUUGACAGCAACCGUGGCAUCUCGCAUCCACCGGGCAGCCCAGCCGGCUCUGCUCUACCUGGUGCCCUUCACCUUGCUGCCGCUCCUCACAAUGGCCUACUUAAAGGGCGAUCUGCGCCGCAUGUGGUCGGAGCCGUUCCAUUCAAAGUCCAGCAGCUCACGGUUCUUGGAGGUAUGAUGGAGCGGACGGACAGCGGCCAAACUUCUGCCUGGUCCUUUUUUCACUCACAGCUUGCUUGCCGGUGCCUGAAGCUGGGCUGGUACUUAGGAGCAUUGCCAGUUUGUGGAACUUGUACAGAUGGACUUGCUGUAUUUCCAGGAGGAGAGGGCAGAGCUGCAGGGCUUCCUCUCCAGCCUCCCUUCCUCCUUGUGACUGGAGACCCCCCUGCCCGGCUCCCUUCUCCUCCCGGCCCCCCUCCUGUUUACAACUCAGUGCCAGACCAUCCGCUGUUCUUGAGGGGGGCAGGAGGAGGAGGAGGAGGAGGAGGCGGCCGCAGCAGCUUAGUUCAGAAAACGGCACCACCGGCUGAGUCAUUGAGGAACUUGUGAACACUACAAGGAAAAAUGGCCACAGCACUUGGAGUUUCCUGGAAAACCCCACCAGUACUUUGGAUCCUGUUUUUCCAUUGGACUCCAGUUUCGGAAAGAACUGAAUUUCUUCUCUCACUGUACUCGUUUCCCCCCUCCUCUCUCUUUCAUUUAUUUUCUCCUGUGGUGUGAGGUGACCUAUGACAUCCACAGACAUUGACUGACUUCUCGCAGUUAUUACACCAGAUUAAAAACUUUGUUAUAACAAGUUACAUUUCCACCCUGAUAUCAUAAUGCAGUGAAUAAGAGCACCACACACACACACACACACACACACACACACACACACACGCUCCUACACUCC
Molecule: messenger RNA, 1980 nt
Organism: Ahaetulla prasina
Lineage: Eukaryota; Metazoa; Chordata; Lepidosauria; Squamata; Colubridae
Gene: SPPL3
Product: signal peptide peptidase like 3
Exons: 11
Coding region: 112-1266 (384 amino acids)
Biological process (GO): membrane protein proteolysis
Cellular component (GO): lumenal side of endoplasmic reticulum membrane; cytoplasmic side of endoplasmic reticulum membrane; Golgi-associated vesicle membrane
Molecular function (GO): aspartic endopeptidase activity, intramembrane cleaving
Source: RefSeq, a predicted model, not a curated record